GAUGGCGGCGCCCUGGUGCAAGCGGCUGCUCCAGGGAUGGGUCUUCUUUUCGGGUCUCGUCCCCCGGGCCUUGAGUAGCCGGAGCCCCGGCCGCUGCCCCUUUUCCCGGGCCUACUGCCGCAAGAGCAGCCUAUAUGACCAUGUGAGGGAUGGCUAUUCUGACAGGCCCCAGCUGGACAUGGGGCUGGUCUGCAGCAAUACCCAGGCGGUGCUGGAUAAUGUGCGGAAUCGCAAGGGCGAGCUGACCGGGGACGAUGUGGCUGACAUCGUCGCUACAUGGAAACAAUUGGUGAAAACAAAGGCGGAAAUCAAGAAAUUAGAAAAUGAGAAAAAUAAUAUCAGUGAUUCAGUUAAGGCCCUCCUGGAUAAGCACAACAAAGAAGCCCUUCAGUCUCAUCCUGAUUUCUCAAGACUGCGAAACCGAGGGAAGGAAAUUCGCCUGGAAUUAAAUUUUCUUUAUAAUCAAGAGAGCCAGCUGGAUGAACGAUUCUAUCUAAAGGCCUUGAAGCUGCCCAACUGGACUCAUCCAAGUGUGCCUGUAGGUGAUGAGAGCCAGGCUCAUGUGGUUGAAGUCGUUGGUGAUAAGCCAGUGUUUGAUUUUAAACCCAAGGGCCAUUUGCAAAUUGGUGAAGACCUGGGCAUUAUCAGACAACGGCGACUCUCUCAUGUUUCUGGUCAUCGAUCGUACUAUUUACAUGGAGCAGGCAGUGAGCUGCAACACGCCUUGGUCCAGUUUACAAUCAGCAAACUCCUCAACAAGGGGUUCACACCCAUAACUGUACCGGAUAUGCUGAGAGGUGCUGUGUUUGAAGGCUGCGGGAUGCAGCCCAAUGCCAAAUCCUCCCAGGUUUACCAGCUUGACCCGGCUCGUUUUGAAGACCUCUGCCUGGCAGGAACAGCCGAGGUUGGCAUCGCAGGUUAUUUCAUGGACCAUGCUGUUAACCUGCAGGAUCUGCCUGUGAGGAUGGUGUGUUGCAGCACGUGCUACAGAGCAGAGACCGACACUGGCAGGGAGGCCUGGGGACUGUACAGAGUCCACCAUUUCACCAAGGUAGAGAUGUUUGGAGUGACUGCUGCCGAGACUGGCGCUGAGAGCACCGAGCUCCUGAAUGAGUUUGUGAUGCUGCAGAAAGAAAUCUUCUCUGACCUUGGACUCCAUUACAAGGUGCUGGAUAUGCCGACCCAGGAACUCGGACUUCCGGCUUAUCGGAAAUUCGAUAUCGAGGCUUGGAUGCCUGGGAGGGGUAACUAUGGAGAGCUUUCAAGCGCAUCGAACUGCACAGACUACCAGAGCAGAAGAUUGAAUAUCAUGUAUUAUGAGGAAACUGGGGAGCUCAGAUAUGCUCACACUGUUAAUGCAACCGCCUGCGCUGUACCCCGCACUCUGAUCGCCAUCUUGGAAUGUAACCAACUCCAGGACGGCAGUGUGAGGGUUCCUUCCGUCCUCCAGCCCUACCUCGGCAAGGAAGUGAUCUCUCGGCCUCCCCGCAGCCUGUUACUCUACAUUGGGCCCAACCAGUACCAGCGGAAUCUCAACAGGGCUCAGUGAGUGCCAACCACCCUGUAAACAACCAGAGACUGUCCAGAUCUCCAUGUUGGUGUUUCUUGGUACAGCUGGCAUGGAUGCUUGACUGAGAGGUGGUCACCUCACAGUUUAACCCUUUAGUGUGUCUUUGUCUUUGUCUGUCUAUCUGUGUGUCUCUCUGUCCCCUUCUGUUUAUUUAUGUCUGUCCCUCCCAUUUGUCUGUCCCUCCCUCCCUCCCAUCUGUCUCUGUCUGUCUGUCUCUCCCUUCCUUCCUCCCUCCCUCUGUCUGUCUGUCUGUCUGUCUCUCUCUCCCCUUCUGUUUAUUUAUGUCUGUGCCUCCCGUCUGUCCCUCCUGGCUGUCUGUCUGUCUGUCUCUCCCUCCCUCCCUCCCUCCCUCCCUCCCUCCUGUCUGUCCCUCUCGUCUGUCUGUCCCUCCCUCCCUCCCUCCCUGUCCGUCCCUCCCUCCCUCCCGUCUGUCUGUCUAUUCCGCCUGGUGUCUUGCUGAAGCUUCUUCAGAGGAGACCCUGUUCUGGGUCUCUUGGCCCCUCCUGUGCUGGGCCCACAGUGGAACGUAAGCCAGGACUGUUUGAUGAGGGAGUGGGGACAGGGGCUAUCCUAAAGAGACCUCAGGAGGAGGGAGAAUUGUGCAGGAGCCCUCAUCGUUCGGUCAGUAUCUUCCAGUGAUCACUUUUCCCAGAGGGACCAAGCUGACACGCACGCAGAGACUCGUACGUGCACACAGACGUGUACCCCUCAGUAGCAAAGACACAGGGGAAGUGAACUGGCAAUACUAUCCCCAACCCUUUGCCCCCAUUUCCCAUAAAGGAUGUGAUUUCAGGCUCCGUGGAGCUCCCUGCUGUACAUCUGCUUUUCGGAACACACCGAUAAUUUAUCUCGACAAGCAAUUGUCUGAGAACAGAUGGUAGAAUGUUAAUUUUGAAACAGAUGAUCACGUUUAAAGGUUUCUUGGCAGAGCUUGUAUUCAAUGAAAUUGAAUGUGAAUCACUGAGGCAGAAUUGUUUCCAAAAGAGAAAUAAAAAGGAUUUUUUUUUUAAAAAAG
Messenger RNA from Hemiscyllium ocellatum (epaulette shark), 2585 nucleotides. It is a transcript of the gene sars2, whose product is annotated as seryl-tRNA synthetase 2, mitochondrial. Gene Ontology annotation, molecular function: serine-tRNA ligase activity; tRNA binding; ATP binding. The record is from RefSeq and is a predicted model, not a curated record. The transcript is spliced from 16 exons. NCBI's taxonomy places the organism in Eukaryota, Metazoa, Chordata, Chondrichthyes, Orectolobiformes, Hemiscylliidae. Gene Ontology annotation, cellular component: mitochondrion. Gene Ontology annotation, biological process: mitochondrial seryl-tRNA aminoacylation. The coding region runs from base 2 to 1549 and encodes 515 amino acids.